Messenger RNA from Cryptomeria japonica (Japanese cedar), 3770 nucleotides. RefSeq names its product cysteine-rich receptor-like protein kinase 6. Lineage: Eukaryota; Viridiplantae; Streptophyta; Pinopsida; Cupressales; Cupressaceae. Gene Ontology annotation, biological process: protein phosphorylation. Gene Ontology annotation, molecular function: ATP binding; protein kinase activity. The record is from RefSeq and is a predicted model, not a curated record.
AUAAAUGCUUUGUUGAUUAUUUAUCAUAUAAGGGCAAUGGGAUCGUGAGAGAGAUAAGAUUAUUAGAGUAGAAUAUAUUUAUGAGUACAAUUGUUUGCAAAUUAGAAGGAGAAAUGAUAGUUUGACUAUACUUGAAACCAUGGAAAGUAUCUUGCGGCACAUUGUAUGAUAGAGACUGUAGUUGGCUGAAAGUGAUGCAUGAUGAAAAAUGAUAAGUGGUAAACAAAAGUAUGAGAAAUAAUCCCCUACUCAAACUUCAAUGAGUAUUAACAAGAUUCAAUGUUGAGUGUGGUUUGUGCCAAUGCAAGGUUUUGAUGUGGCAGUUGGAACAUGGAACAACACCCCCUCGAAUUUUUAACAUAAAAUAUGAUUUUAAUACAUUAGUAAGGCACAAUAUAUUUUCACAGGUCAAAUAUAUGUGUAUCAAUAUGAAUAUGAAUAUAAACAUUUCUAUAUUUUUUAUGGUCAGAACAUAUGUUCAUCAAGGCAAUAGAGAAUCGUUUGGAUGUCACUUCAAAAUGAUCACUUUUUGACCUACAUACACAUCUUUUGUGUUCAUCAUAACCACCCAAAAAAUUGAAACAAUAGUUUUAAGCUUUUAAAUCACAUACUAAUAAACCAAAAAUAAAAAAUGUCAAAAUUAGACAUACCAUUUAAAAACUUUAAUAGACAAAAUUAAAUUAAGGUGGGUGGAUGUUGAGAUCCUUCCCCUAUAUGCUAGUUUAACUUACCAAAGAAAACCUAGGGGAAGUGCUCAAGUUACUAUUCAUGUUCCAAUAAUUGUUCGCUCCUUGCACACCCAACCCCCCAAUUACUAACUUUAAAAAAAAAAAAAACUAAAAGCUCAUUACUAAAGUUCACAUGUACCAAUAGCCACUUAUUUUUUAGCUUUUUGAACCAUAUUUGGCCCAUUUGUGCAUCUUUAUUGGUACCCAUAGUGCAAGAUUACUGGGGCAUUUGUGCAUAAGAAUUGUCAAUUUUAAGUGCAUGGUUAUUGGUACAUCUUUAAGCAAGUAUCAGGGCACACUUUGAAAUGUGUACUUUUUGACCCUUGUGCCCAUACCAGAUCCCACAACAUGCAUUAAGAUUCAUUAUAAAAUGCUUGGAGUCCAUGCACGCUGUCGGUACAGCAGUAUUGUGAGCCAUGUAGGAACUUUUUAAGGAUGUUUCCUAUCGAACAUCCCUUACAAGGGAACGGUGUACUGCUGCUCCUUACAGCUGCCCAUUUCCCUCGUCUUUAACUUCAUGACUUGCCUGUGACUUUGUUUUACAAGUCAAUAAUGCCAUUGUCAUUGGUAAAACUCACCCAAUCCCAGCGAUCACGGCGAUCUUGCGCAUAUAUGUGUAGUUACGUUUGAGGCUUUUGUGAACGCAGAAGAAGACGAGGGCCAAUUCUUCCUUUCCCAACCUCUGCAAAGGAACAAUGUUUCUUCCUUUGCUGUUCCUGAUGAUUUUCCCUUUUUACCUCUGUGAGUACCGAUGGUCUAUCUGCGAUAAUUCCUCAACUUACACAGAGGGUAGUACAUAUUCCACAAACUUAAAUCGAGUUAUCAAUGAUCUGUCUCGCAGUGCACCUCAAAGUUCAGGGUUUAAUACCUCUUCCCGUGGCCAAUCUCCCAAUAAAGUUUAUGGCCUACUACAGUGUAUGGGCAAUAUAUCAGCAGCGAAAUGCUCAAAUUGUUCAAUGGAGGCAAAUAGCACUAUUCAAGAAGUUUGCGGCAACGACAUAGGUGGGCGAGUAUGGAUAGAUUACUGCUUCUUGCGCUAUGACAACUCCAAUUUCAUUUCAACAUUAGAUACCAGUAUUCUCUCCUGGCGAACGAGAAGACUGACAAAAAAUACGCAGGAUUUCAUCUCCACGACCUCUGCUCUUCUUUCCAAUUUGUCUGAAAAGGCUUACAGCCCUGCUAAUAAUCUAUUUGCUGUUGGAUCAGUCAAUUAUUCAACUUCGGAUACGAUAUACGCCUUAGUUCAGUGCUGGAGAGAUAUAUCAAUCAAAGAUUGUAGAUCCUGUUUGUUUCAAGGAAGGCAACAGUUGGAGCAGUGCUGUUCUUCAAAGCAAGGAGCUCAGGCUUUGUCAGGGAGUUGCACAGUAAGAUUUGAGAUAUACCCAUUUGUUGAAUUCGGAGAUCCAUCAUCAUCGCCCUCACCAUCCCCUGAGGCUCCAGCACCACUUCCCGCAACACCCAAAUUAAGCUCUCCGCCGGCAGCCCUUGGUCCUUCUAAGCCAAGUUCCCAGGCGAAAUCAAAGAAAUCCUCAAAAACAUUACCAGUAGUACUGGGGCUUGUGUUAGGCGUGGUUAUGGUGUUAAUCAUUUCUUUAAUUGCUUUGAGAAAAAGAGCGAAAUCUGUCAUUUUGAGGAGGCCAUUAAAUCCAGAGAGGCAUACAUUUUCUCCUCAAUCCGGGUUACUUCAACAGGAACAACCUUUUAUCUUUAGCUUAGAGGAACUUGCAGAAGCUACUGGAAAUUUUCAUGACAAUAAUAAACUUGGAGAAGGGGGUUUCGGUGCGGUAUACAAGGGAAGAACUAAGGACGGAAAGCAAAUAGCAGUGAAAAAAUUGUCUGCAAAGUCUAACCAAGGUAAGGUAGAAUUUAUGAACGAAGUGAAGCUCGUGGCCAAUGUUCAGCACCGAAAUCUUGUGAAGCUGGUGGGAUGUUGCGCUGAGGGAGAUGAAAGGUUGCUUGUUUAUGAAUACUUCCCCAACAAGAGCCUUGACACCUUUCUUUUUGAUCCAGAAAAGCGCAGACAGCUGGAUUGGGAAAAGCGUUAUAACAUUAUUAUUGGAAUUGCCCGUGGCCUUCUUUAUCUGCAUGAGGAUUCACAGAUGAGAAUUAUUCACAGAGAUAUUAAAGCGAAUAAUAUUUUGCUUGAUGACAAGCUCAAUCCAAAGGUAGCUGAUUUUGGCCUUGCCAAAUUUUUUGCUGAAGAUGAGUCGCAUAUACAAACACGAGUUGCAGGCACAUAUGGUUACAUGGCUCCAGAGUAUGCAAUGCGAGGGCAGCUUUCUGUGAAAGCCGAUGUUUAUAGCUUCGGAGUUCUACUGCUUGAGAUUGUGAGUGGAAGAAAAAACACAGAGAACCAUUUACCCCAGGGGAUGCAAUAUUUAUUAGAAUGGGCCUGGAGACUUUACAAAGGGGGAAAUAUUAUGAGCAUAGUUGAUUCAACAGUAUCAGAAAGAUGCCCUGAGGAGCAGGCAUUGAGAUGCAUUCAUGUUGGGUUUGUAUGUGUUCAAGCUGAUGCAGCACUUCGUCCACCCAUCUCUAAUGUUAUGAUGAUGAUCUCCAACAGUUCAGUGACACUACCAAACCCAACAAAGCCUGCUUUCCUAAGUAGUACCGAGAGCCAUGCUUCAAAAUUAAGAUCAAAGUCAAGCUCAGGGGAUGAGGAAAUUGACAAGGAAAUGGCAUCGCAGACAUUUGAGACGACGACUGCAUUUGCACCAAGUGUUCAUUCAGUAAAUGAAACCUCACUCACUGAAAUGGGUCCAAGGUGAGCCUAAAUAAACGGGGACACAGGAUUCUAUGUGCAGAAAUGAAACCCUGCCUCCAUUCGCACUCUUCUGACCAGUCAAUACUCAGCUAUCACUCCGUCUUUUCACCUAUGCUCAAAUAAUCUGUGUAAGAUGUAAAUUCAUUGUCAGUUUUUUUUUUUUUAAUUGAAUCAAGCUGUAAUGGAAAGAUUGCAUCUUAGAAGGAAUCAAGAAUAAAGUCCAAAAAAGAAGAGGCAUAAAUAAUAUCAGCUCUGAAGGAGCAUUGGUAUUGCAUAUA